This is a messenger RNA of Salvia hispanica, 1602 nucleotides long. The record is from RefSeq and is a predicted model, not a curated record. NCBI's taxonomy places the organism in Eukaryota, Viridiplantae, Streptophyta, Magnoliopsida, Lamiales, Lamiaceae.
AUGGAAGCAGCACUGGCUACAGCGGUUGCUACAGCAGGCAUCAAAAUCCUUGUCGAAAAGCUGAUGGACGUUUUGAAGAAAGAGUACUCAAGGUUGUUUCGAAGUCUCAAGGGAGAUCUCGAAAAUCUGCAGAAGACUUUGAGGAUGAUUGAAGCCUACUUGAGUGACGCUGAUAACAAGGCCAUCACCCAACAGCUUGUCAAGAUCUGGUUGAGUGAUCUUGAGGGUUUGGCUUUCGAUGCUGAUAAUGUCUUGGAUGAGCUCAACUAUCAUCUUCUCCGCAAAAAAAUCAAGAAAUCGAAGAUAUACGAGGUACCAGUCUCACCCAUUUAUCGCAUUUUACGAAAGCAUAAAAUGGCUCGUACCAUCAAAAAAAUCAAUGCGAAUUUUGAGUUUAUGACCAAAAGGGCAGCAGAUCUUGGCAUUCAUAACAUGGUUGCUAAUGCAACUGUUGCUGCUCCUGUUUCCUUUGAGACUGAUUCGUUCAGUCAAGAUCCAAUCUUUAUUGGAAGAGAUGAUGAUGUAACUAAACUAGUUAGCAUGCUCACACAGACCCAUCCAGAGGUAGAUAAACGGAAGUUCUCCAUUGUUGCUCUUGUGGGAAUGGGGGGUAUGGGGAAAACUACGUUGACUAGGGAAGUUUCUGAUCGUGAAAGCGUAAAGGAUCGAUUCGGAUCACCUAUUUGGGUUCAUGUUUCUCAAAUCUUUGAUCCCAUCAUUCUCUUCAAAAAAAUCCUUUCAGCAUUGCCUUCACAUGGUGGUGGUGAUGAAGGUCAUACUAAGGAAGCUACCCUAAGAAAGCUUCAAGAAGCUCUCCGGGAUAAAACAUAUCUUCUUGUUCUUGACUAUGUCUGGAAUGAAGAUGUUCCGAUGUGGGAUGACUUUAUGAACUCCAUGUCAGGAGUUACUUCCACAAUGGGAAAUGGCAUUAUCAUCACUACCAGAAGUCACAAGUUUGAGAUUAUUGGAAAAGAGAUUGCAAAAGCAUGUCGAGGUUUGCCCUUAGCUGCCAAUGUAAUUGGUGGUGUGCUUCGACGAUAUAAGUCCGAAGAAGAGUGGCGCUCAAUCAGUGAAAAUUGUCUUUCAGAUGCUGAAGGUGCUGAAAGUAUCCAAAAGAUACUAAAAUUGAGCUUUGAUUAUUUGCCUUCACCAUCUCUCAAGAAGUGUUUUGCGUACUGUUCAAUUUUCCCUAAAGGUCGCUGGUUUAUGAAGCAGCAAGUAAUUGAGCAGUGGAUGGCAGAAGGUUUUCUUCAACCAUAUGAAAGAAAUGAGAUGGAAGAUGUGGGAAAUAAGUUUUUCAAUGUUCUUCUACACAACUCUUUGCUUCAAGAUUCAUGGCAAAAUGAGGAUAGAAAUGUGGAAGCUUAUUGGAUGCACGAUCUUGUGCAUGAUCUUGCAUCUUCUGUUUUAUCUUAUAAUAAUGCAAAUUGCAGCACCCUAGUUCGAUACAAGUAUGUCAAACAAGAAUCAAGUCAUAUUUCAAAAGAAGUGGCCAAGCAUUUGCGUACAUUAAUCUUGAAAGGUGGAACUUCUGGUAUUAAUUUCUCAGGCUUCCAGUGUCUUCAUAAUCUAACUAUUGGUAAAAGUUAUAAAGAGCAUUAA